CGCUGGUGCCCACGCAGGCCGCGCGCGGGGGCAGGCCCCUCGCCGCUCGCCGCCGCGCGCACGCCACGCUCCAGCAUCGAGGACCUGAGCGAGUACACGGACGCCGACGAGUCGCUGUCGUCGGCGCCCACCGAGUGCCUGGCCGAGUUUCUGUCGGCGCUCAUGAAGCGCGAUUACCCAGAGGCGCUGCGGCUGUGCAAAGUCAUUCUGCGCUACGAGCCUCAUAAUACCACGGCGAGAGACUUCUACCCGCUCAUCCUGGAGAAGAUACAGCUGAUGCGAGCGGCCGCGGAGGCCCCGAGCAGCAGCAGCAGCGGGAGCGGCAGCGGCAGCGGCGUGGACGACAACGGCAACUCCCCGGCCGCGGCGCACCACCACCUCCUGCGCGCCGCAGCCGCCGCCGCCGCCACCACCUCCAGCUCGGGCGGCGCGGCCGACAGCUCGGCCAACAGCUCCUCGUCCAGCACGUCCUCGAGCAGCGAGUCCGACUCGGAGGGCACCACGGCCAGCUACUCCAGCCUGGAGGACGACGAGGCUUCGGCGGGGGCGGGGACGGGUGCGGGGACGGCGGCCGCGGACGACAACGGCAACGUGAGCCGGCCCGCGGCGCUGCUGGGCGCGGGGGCCUGCCCGACGGCCGCCCCCGCCCCCGGGGCGGCGGGCUCCGACUCGGAGUCGCCGACGGAGCCCGCGUGCGCCGCGCCGCCCCCGCCGCCGCCCGUCGUCCCGCGCGGCUCCCGCUGCGCGCGCUGUUGAGGCGACACGCCGCCGCCGGUUCG
This is a messenger RNA of Gryllus bimaculatus (two-spotted cricket), 779 nucleotides long. The record is from the annotation of a GenBank genome assembly. Lineage: Eukaryota; Metazoa; Arthropoda; Insecta; Orthoptera; Gryllidae.